Molecule: messenger RNA, 2535 nt
Organism: Kluyveromyces marxianus DMKU3-1042
Lineage: Eukaryota; Fungi; Ascomycota; Saccharomycetes; Saccharomycetales; Saccharomycetaceae
Gene: VPS54
Product: Vps54p
Exons: 1
Coding region: 1-2535 (844 amino acids)
Biological process (GO): Golgi to vacuole transport; retrograde transport, endosome to Golgi
Cellular component (GO): GARP complex
Molecular function (GO): syntaxin binding
Source: RefSeq, a predicted model, not a curated record
AUGUCUGAUAAAGUGACAGGAAAUGGAACUCCGAAGUUAUCAGUAGAUGCUGAUUUUAAGGCUCAAUUGAGCCGAUCACCUCUACUCAUCAUUAGUCAAGCCUCUGAUGAUGCCAGCUCAUUAAAUGAUGAUUUGUCAAUAAUGUCUAGAAGCAGAGAUCACAUUAGGGAUAGUUUUUCACUCAGAAGAAGCAGCUUUGAAUCUGCAUUGAAUCCCCUUUCUCCACCAAUGCACACAGUCAAACAUGGAUUGGAUUAUUCUCCACUGGUAGACAAUUCUAUUUACGAAAUUGUUAUGAAUACACGGUUCAAAAGGUGGUUGAAACAUCCUACUACAGAAGAUAUCCCCCCAGUUAUACUCUGUAAGAAUGAUAUAAAGAAUGACUGGGAGAAAGAAAUUGAAGGUUAUAAGCAUGAAAUAGGUGAUGAAUACAAAGUGUAUCUUAGAACCAAUAACAUCUCCAGUCUUAAUAUGAUGGAGCAAAUAAGAUCUAUUGAUAAUUCCGAAAAAUCAGGGAAUCAUGAAGGUACAUUUGCAGCAGAAAAUUCUAGGGCCAAGGCUUUCGAAGAAAUACCAAGUUUCUAUUUUGACAAAGACUUCAAACUGGAUCACCCCAACUUUUUCCGAAUGCUACUUCAGGAUUUUGAAUUUGACACCAGCCAGCUUUUGCAUAAUGAUGAUAAAACACGAAAUGAAAGUUAUGAGGAGUUACAGGGAAGACUCAACUUUUAUCUAGAUACUGUUGAGAGUUUAUUGGUUUCCGACAUUUCAAAAUCUAUUCAGAAUUUCUUUGCAGCAUUAGAAGAUGUUGAUCAGAUCAAAGAUAAUGCAACUAAAACAAUUGAUCAGUUAGAUACAGUUAGUCAGAACUUGGAAGUGGUUUGCAAAGAAAAAGUGCUCAAGAGGAUUGAAACUAUUAAAGAUCUCAUAAGAAGGAAGAAUGUAGAAAAACUUCAACAAGGUAUUUUACAAGUUAAAUUAGCAAAUGAUAAAACAAUGGAAUGUAAAAAAAUCUAUGAUGAAGGGGAUCUACAGCGAUGUCUAAAAUUGAUAAAAAGCGUAGAAAGAUUACUGUACGGGGAUAAUAAUGACACUUUUGUGAACGAUUGGACCUCUAAAUGGCCAUAUAAACUCUCUAAUAUUUAUGCUCUUCCAGCUGUUAACAGCUUGAUAGAUCUUUUGAGUAACCUAAAAGUUGAUAUUGGCGGAUCUUAUUCUUUGAAUUUAGUGAAUGAGUUACUUAAUGACUUAAGAGCCUACGCUACAUCAUCAUGUACCAACGACAUCUUACUGAAACUUCAAUCACACAAGGACAACGACAAGCCCCAUCUUAUUGUAAAUGAGGAAUUUCGUGAGCAGAUAAAAAAUAAUUUGAUACAGUUGAUUGAAUGUGAUCAAUUGGUACCAGCAGUAAAACUCUAUGAAGAGAAAUUUAUUGCAGAGUUAAAAUCAGUAAUCAAGGUUAAUUUGCCCCAUGAAAAAGUUGCAUCUGAUAAUCCAGAUGGAAAACCGACUGCUGCAAAUGGAUCACGGCUAUCUAAACUGAUCCAAGAACAAUCUGUUUAUGAAUUCCAAACCAUGCUUGUUAAUGUUUUUACCACUGAAAUCGAAAUAUUGAAGAGAUUAACGCGGCAUCAAAAACUUCUACUCGACAUAUCACUAGGUGAACUUCCAACAACAGCUGAACAUUCAGACAGAAUGGUGAUUGAUCUAGAUAUAAGAAAAAAUAUCAAUGAGGGUAUUCGUAUAGUGCAACUUAGAAUCGGAAAAAUAAUCUCUGUGCGCCGAGAAAUUACUAAUACUUUGAGAUUUGAUCACUUCCUUCAAUUUUAUCAUAUCUGUAUACUUUUCAUGAAAGAGUGUGAGUCUAUAAGUGGGGAGUUUUUGACUAAGUAUUUGUCGGACGUUCUAAAUGUUCAAAUUGACACAUAUAUGAAAUCCUUACAAAACCUAAAUGUCAGAGUUCUCAAACAGAAGAUCGAACAAGAGCAUUGGGUUCCAUUUAAGGUGGAGCAAGAGUUGCAGAAAGAUGUAAACGAUAUUGUGUCAUGUAUUGACAUAGAUCCAGCCAACUGGGCCCGUUUCGCAGAGCUGGACAAACCGUCGCCGUUGGAUGUAGUUAAAGAAGAAGAUGAAAGUAGUGCUAAUACAGGACACAAGAAAUCGGUAGUCCUGGGAGAUAAAACUUUUGUAGCAAGUGACACGUUAGUUGUUGCAAUCAAAAUGAUUAAAACUUUACUAAUUCUUGCAGCAAACCUUCCUACUCAAUACGCAAGACAAUGUGAAAGGCAAUUAAAAGAUCUCUUCAAGUAUUUCAACACCAAGACUAUGGAAUCAGUAUCCAUGAAAACUGAUAAGAAUUUAAACAUCAUGGCUGAAUCUUUAGACUGUUUGGCAGAGAUCACUCUUUUGGUACAGGGAUACUUCCAACGUACGUUAGGAUCCAAUCCAGAAAAGUACGAGGUAAUUUGGAAACAAUUCCAACAAUCAAGCGAGAAGCUUUUCCAAGCUAAUAACAUCCCACCACCGGUUUGA